Messenger RNA from Carassius carassius (crucian carp), 726 nucleotides. RefSeq names its product pentraxin-4 (gene ptx4). Lineage: Eukaryota; Metazoa; Chordata; Actinopteri; Cypriniformes; Cyprinidae. The record is from RefSeq and is a predicted model, not a curated record.
GCCUGUAAAGGACAUAAAGCAGCCAUGAACAGAAUGGUUGUAAUCUUCCUGCUAAUGCCUGUGACCUGGACACGGAGAGGAGCAGCAGCUGAGAAACAUAAUCCCUUACACCAAAGACUGAGGAGGCUGAAUCAGGAGUUCAAGAGAUUUCAACAGAUGACCUUCACUCAUCUUCAGAGCAUUGCUGAAAAGCACAACAUUUCAAAUAACAUAGACUCGCGAUUCCAAGUUUUGAGUCAGCAGUUUGAGAGGAUCUCCAGAGAGCUCCGCGCAUUUAAGGCAAAGACAGAGCACAGCCUGAAUUCCCUCAAAUCCCGGACUAGAGUUAUGAAUUUUGUGAUUGGAGAUCCAGCGUAUCGUGAAUUAUCUUUACAAAAUGUCCUGGAUGGCCACUGGCACCAUUUAUGCAUCAUCUGGUCCUCCAUUGAAGGCCAUCAUCUCAUAUCUACUGAAUCCAAGUUCCAGAAAGGCUACGAGAUCCCUCAUGGGGGCUCUAUGAUCCUGGGACAGGAGCAGAAUUCGAUUGGAGGAGAUUUUGAUGAAGCUGAAGCAUUUGUGGGCAGACUGGCAGGCUUGUGGACUAGGAGCCUGAACCCUGGGGAAGUGUCUGGACUAGCUUCUGGCAAAGGGGUUUCACGAGGAGCAGAGCUCAGCCUGGAUGAUGUAGACCAGAUGUUUGGCUCUGUUCAACAUAUUACCUGUGAGUGUCUGGAGCACAACAGAUGA